Molecule: messenger RNA, 927 nt
Organism: Hypomesus transpacificus
Lineage: Eukaryota; Metazoa; Chordata; Actinopteri; Osmeriformes; Osmeridae
Product: retinol dehydrogenase 12-like
Exons: 7
Coding region: 1-927 (308 amino acids)
Source: RefSeq, a predicted model, not a curated record
AUGACUAACAUCUACACGCUCAGAGCAUUGCUCUGUGGCCAGUGGGAGUCCGAUGAAAGACUGGAUGGCAAAACAGUUAUCAUCACUGGCGGUAAUACUGGUAUAGGAAAGGAAACAGCACUUGACCUGGCCAAGAGAGUGUCUGAGUGUGAUGUUGCAGGGGGCAGGAUCAUCCUGGCUUGCAGGGAUGUCGUCAAGGCUGAGAAGGCUAAGGCUGAGAUCACAGAGAAUUCUGGGAACCCAAACAUUCUGGUCAGGCCUCUGGAUCUGGCAGACUGCAGGUCCAUCAGGGAAUUCUCACAGCUCAUUAACAGAGAGGAGAGCCAGGUGAACAUACUGAUCAACAACGCUGGCAUCAUGAUGUGUCCGUACUCCAAGACCACAGACGGGUUCGAGAUGCAGUUUGGGGUCAACCAUCUGGGUCACUUCCUGCUCACCUUCCUGUUACUUGACCUCUUGAAGAGUUCGGCGCCGUCGCGGGUCAUCACCCUGUCGUCCAUGGCCCACGCCUGGGGGCGGAUCCAGCUGGAGGACGUCAACAGUGAGACGAGCUAUCACUCCAGACGGGCCUACGGGCAAAGCAAACUGGCCAACAUCCUGUCCACACGUUCCCUGGCUAGGAGGCUGCAGGGCACAGGGGUGACCGUUUACGCCGUUCAUCCUGGGAUUGUGCGUACGGAGCUGAAGAGACAUAUGAACCUGGCCUUGCUCAUCUCCUGGAAGAUUGUGCGUCCUUUCACCAAGACAGUGAUUCAGGGAGCUCAGACUUCCAUCUACUGUGCUGUUGAGCCCAGCCUGGACAGCCAGAGUGGAGGAUACUACUGUGACUGUAAACUGUCGAGCUGUGACCGGGCUGGCAGGGAUGACGUCAUGGCUGAGAAGCUCUGGGAACUCAGCUGCCAAAUGCUCGGAAUCACAUGGGAUUGA